CCCUCGCUCCCUUUGUCUUGUCGUGUUCCGCACUUCAUUUUCGACGCUUCCCCCGAUUUUUAAUUCAACUAACAAGAGCUUUCCGCAACCCCCCAUGCCGUGGAUCACGACGGACGCAGUCAGUGACUGAAUAAUGCACCAGGAUUCGUUCAGCGGUGGGUGAUCGGUUGUGGCCCGCAGCGUGUAGGAAAUGGUUCCGGAUCUGUGCAGUGUGUAGUAAUCGAGUAAGCGAGAGCCAGGGAGACGAUCGGACGGAAUUGGGACCGUUGGUCGUUACAUUGAAUUACUCGAAGUGUGUAUGUGUGCAUCGUGUUGGCUGUUGCGGGCUGACGACGACAGGCGUCUCCUUGUUUGUGCUUGAUGCGAUUUAAUAAGAUUUUGAUGCAAGGGCUGCGUUAGUUCGUGUUUGGAGGGGUGGAUUCCGUUUCGAGGGAGAAGUGGGACGUAGGGUGGAGGGAUGGCAGCUGCUGCCGCACGGAGGGCCGUGCAGCAUCAGAGGGGCCCGCUGCAGGCAAUGCAAUUAGCUGCUGAUUCUCACUUGAGAGACAUUUUUGUGGAGCUUAACAUUCCUGAUGCGAGAUUGAAGAUGCCAGUAUCUGCACCAUUUGCGUCUCACGGUCGGCAAGCCUUCCAAGAUCAUACACCUUGGCUGUUGUAUCCGCAUGAAUUGACCCUUUGGAGGGCGUGGGAUUAUAAGGCAGUUCGGGGAUAUCAUAUGCGGAACAUAUCCCAGCUUGUCGCGCCAGCGAAUAACAAGAGAGCCUUUCUUGUUGAUACUCUGGCGCUGGUUCGAAGAUUGGAAGCUCAAGGAUUGACUCCCAAGCAAGCUGAGGCAAUCACAGCAGUCAUUACGGAGGUGCUCAAUGAUAGCUUGGAGAACGUGGCUCAAUCGUUCACCUCUAAAACAGAGAUGACAAGAAGUGAGAUGAUGGCCGAAGCAGCUUUGUCGAAGUUUAAGGGUGAAGUACAAAGUUCACAGGAGCAUCACUUUGCAACAUUGCAGCGAGAAACAGAAAGGCUUCGAACUGAUAUUGACAAAAUGCGAAGCGAACUUAGGUAUGAAAUUGACAAAGUAACAGCCGGACAACGCCUUGAUUUGAACCUAGAAAGAGGACGCAUACGUGAGGAGUUAGCCACGCAGAGCAGCGAGACUUCCAACCUUACUAACAAGUUAGACAGAGAAAUACAUACAUUGAAAACACAACUUGAAGCAGCCAAGUACGACGUCAUUAAGUAUUGCAUUGGUACUAUUGUUUCUGUUACGGCUGUUGGACUUGGUCUCCUCCGCAUUCUAAUUUGAGUGCAAGCAGAGUACUAUACCCCAAGUUCCUUGCUGAGUGUACUCUUUUUUCAGUGGAAUGUACUGCAUGAAUCGUGUCAGGGAUGUUAUCAUAUGAGUAUGCUGAAAUCUUUCUGAUGUUUCCAGUUAGAGGUUUAAACCAAUUGAAGGAAAUAUCGAACUUGGACGUUUCAAGCAGACCUGGUUUACGUUGGUGCUGGACCUCCGCAAAUGUAUUUGCGAAUGGCCUUUCGUGGAUUUUACCGCAAACUGGAGCUUCGGAACCCAUUAAAUUUCAUGUAGCAUUCGGAAGCACAUUUUUUAUGUCAUUGCAUUGAGGCCUCGUGGAGGCAAUUCAUAUCAUCAUCUACCCUGUAUUUGGGGCUGCUGCUUAUCAAUUUGCAAUUUGUAUGAUCAAUCAAAAUGCGCAAUUUGAAGGCAUUUAAAGGGAAUUUCAUCCUUGCACUCGCCCUUUCUCGGGCUCCCAGUGGGAGAGUGACACGAGUUUUGGAGGUGGUAUGCUUCAAUCUCUCCAGUUAUCAAGAAAUGUCAUACAUAUUGCAGGAUGCUUUUGAUUAGCUCCUUCCUCUGAGUAGAGCCGAGCAGAAGAACCGCUCAUUAGCCCUUCAAUCAUCUUGAGCGUGAAGAUCCAGAAUUCAAAAGUUGGAAACCAAACAUUUCAAAUAAGACAUGAUUUCAUUUCAAGGAAA
Molecule: messenger RNA, 1989 nt
Organism: Physcomitrium patens
Lineage: Eukaryota; Viridiplantae; Streptophyta; Bryopsida; Funariales; Funariaceae
Product: protein FMP32, mitochondrial
Cellular component (GO): mitochondrion
Source: RefSeq, a predicted model, not a curated record